Molecule: messenger RNA, 1348 nt
Organism: Diuraphis noxia (Russian wheat aphid)
Lineage: Eukaryota; Metazoa; Arthropoda; Insecta; Hemiptera; Aphididae
Gene: shd
Product: cytochrome P450 family 24 subfamily A member shade
Molecular function (GO): heme binding; monooxygenase activity; oxidoreductase activity, acting on paired donors, with incorporation or reduction of molecular oxygen
Source: RefSeq, a predicted model, not a curated record
ACGGUGCGCCUACAGAGUCGUCUUGUACAGUUCGUCUUGUUCUCCGUGCAGUUUACGUACUACCGACGACGGCACUCGCGAAGAAUGGUGCCUAURCCUACCUAACUAUACCUACCCAUAUGUUCACAUAUCCAAUGGAUUUCCGUGCGGUCUCAAAGAAUACAAACUGUAGCCAACGAUUGUUUAUGCGUUGAACGCAUAACGAGCGUGAAAAAAGGAACCUGCGCGUAGACGCUUCACGRAUUUAUAUAAACGAAGCGAAUUAGGUUUCAAUCUUAUUCGCAAUUGUUAACGUAUUAUUGAACUCACAGUUGGUAUGGUGCUACAGGAAAAAUAUUGGAACAAAAUCGAAGGUGCCUUUUUCACAGUGAUCGCAUUCAUCACGGCCCUUGUAAAACUCGUGUCGAAAUACAUCAUCGGCACUUAUUCGAUCUUCGGAUAUUCGUCCGAUGCUCAACGAAAAAUAUACAAAACUAUUGCGGAUAUCCCAGGACCAAGGUCGUUGCCUGUACUUGGAACAAGAUGGAUCUAUUGGAAAUUCGGUUUGUAUAAACUGAAUGCCGUUCACUUGGCAUACAAAGACAUGUUUAUUCGAUAUGGCGAUAUUAUUUGCGAAGAAGCAUUGUGGAACAUACCAGUUAUAAGUGUCAAAAACAGAGAUUUUAUUGAAAAAGUACUUAGACAAAACGGAAAGUACCCUAUCCGACCACCAAAUGAAGUAACAGCAAACUACAGAAAGUCCCGACCAGAUCGCUACACAAAUACAGGGCUUGUUAACGAACAAGGUGAAGUCUGGGCGAUGUUACGAAAUAAAYUGACACCGGAACUCACUAGUCCCAGGACAAUACGACGUUUCUCGCCAGAAGUUAACCAGCUAGCAGACGAUUUUAAUGACCUGAUUUCCCAAGCGAGAGACGGCAAUAACGUGGUCACAGGAUUCGAGGCGUAUUGUAACAGGAUGGGAUUGGAAAGCACGUGUACGUUGAUUUUGGGCAGGAGGUUUGGAUUUUUGGACGGAGAAGUUAACGAAACGGCUACGCGGCUGGCAGACUCCGUGACCAGUCAGUUCCGCGCGUCGCAGGAAGCGUUCUACGGAYUUCCGCUUUGGAAAUUGAUACCGACCAAGGCGUACAAGGAAUUCGUAGCCAGCGAAGAUGCCUUAUACGAAAUCGUGUCCGAAAUCGUAGAUUCGGCGUUGAUUGACGAACAACAGUCUUGUACGGAUGUACGCAGCGUGUUCGUGUCUAUACUACAGGCCCAAGAGUUGGACAACAGAGACAAGAAAGCAGCGAUUAUCGAUUACAUCGCUGCUGGAAUAAAAACAGUAAUUUAACAUCUCAUACGGCCU